Messenger RNA from Stylophora pistillata, 2285 nucleotides. Its product is annotated as WD repeat-containing protein 5. Gene Ontology annotation, molecular function: histone binding. The record is from RefSeq and is a predicted model, not a curated record. NCBI's taxonomy places the organism in Eukaryota, Metazoa, Cnidaria, Anthozoa, Scleractinia, Pocilloporidae. Gene Ontology annotation, cellular component: Set1C/COMPASS complex.
CGAUUCUAACUCAAAUUUGCCUUUCACGUGUGCUUUUCUUUGGAUUCAUUGAGAACUUGUUGUUUACGGGGAAAAAAAAGAGCGUUUUACAGAGAUUAAGAAGUGCUUCCUGGUCUGAAAUAAAGGCCCUGUAUCUUGAGGGCCUCAAGAGACACAUGGCAUCAACGGAAGAAGCAGUAAAAAGUGAGAAUUCGUCCGCCCAACCAGGUAACCCAUCGGAAACAGCGAAACCAGCACAGGCCGCUACAACAAAUCCAGUGACAUCUACUGGCGCUGUAAAGAAACCAAACUAUAUACUGAAAUACACCUUAUCGGGACAUACAAAGGCUAUCUCUUCCGUGAAGUUCAGUCCAAAUGGAGACUGGUUGGCAAGCUCUUCUGCAGACAAGUACAUAAAAAUAUGGGGAGCUUAUGAUGGAAAAUUUGAGAAAACAAUCUCUGGACACAAACUGGGUAUUUCAGAUGUGUCUUGGUCUUCAGAUUCAAAGCUACUUGUCUCUGCAUCAGAUGAUAAAACUUUAAAAAUUUGGGAUUUUGCUACUGGUAAGUGUCUGAAGACACUCAAAGGACACAGCAAUUAUGUGUUUUGUUGUAAUUUCAACCCUCAGUCCAACCUCAUUGUGUCUGGCUCGUUUGAUGAGAGUGUACGUAUUUGGGAUGUCAAGACAGGAAAGUGCUUGAAGACUUUACCAGCUCACUCAGACCCUGUUACAGCUGUUCAUUUCAAUAGGGAUGGUGCUUUGAUUGUGUCAAGCAGUUAUGAUGGCCUCUGUCGUAUUUGGGAUACAGCUUCAGGGCAAUGCCUAAAAACUCUAAUAGAUGAUGACAACCCACCAGUAUCAUUUGUGAAGUUUUCACCUAAUGGAAAGUACAUCCUGGCAGCCACAUUAGACAACACUUUGAAGUUGUGGGAUUAUAGCAAAGGAAAGUGCUUGAAAACCUAUACAAGUCACAAGAAUGAGAAAUACUGUAUUUUUGCAAAUUUCUCAGUAACUGGUGGCAAGUGGAUAGUAUCUGGGUCAGAAGAUAACCUGGUGUAUAUCUGGAACCUGCAAUCCAAAGAAGUUGUGCAGACACUUGAAGGGCACAGUGAUGUGGUCCUUUGUUCUGCCUGCCAUCCAACUGAAAAUAUCAUAGCAUCUGGUGCCUUAGAGAAUGACAAAACUAUAAAAAUCUGGAAAUCUGAUUCAUAACAGGAGAAAUGCAAGCACCUGAAGUUUCUGCAAUGCUACUGCUCAGGAAAUGAUAUUCUGCUUUUAUACUCCUCAAACCCACAACACUUACUUCCAUGUAACUUCCCUUAUAAUAUCAAUACUUGAUCCAGAAAACAGAUGAUCAGAAAAUACAAACUCACAUAACCUCACAAGUUUCCUCUUGAUAAUACACCCGUUCUCAUUACUUAUUCACAAGGAAUUUCUAGCUGGAAGCAGGAAGAAUUUUAUGUGUGAUAUGGGGGUAAAGGGUUGCUGGUUAUGGCUAGAUGUGCUGCCAGUAGUGACAAACCGUUUCUCCCCUUUAUGUGUAGAGCCACUGUUGGUUAGUACCACUUCAACUUAACUUUAAGUUUUAGUUGUACUUCAAUAGUUGAUACAAUCCUCUUUUCUUUGUGAGUUUCCCUAGCCAGUCCAAGGGCUUGGGAAAAUUUUUGAUGCAGUACCUAGUUUGCUUACUUAGAAUAAUGACCUGAAAGGCAGUGGUCAAACAUCUGCAUAUGUGCAAACCUUUUAAUGACAAGGUGGCAUGAGUUCAGGCUGUCAGGACCAAAUUAAGAAACCACACAAACCAUUAAGUCACUGGGUUUUCAAAGCAUAUAACUUUUUUGGUAAAAUUCAAAAUAAAAUGAUAAAUCAACAGGAAACCUGUACUUGAAUAAGCCUUGUGUUUGAAAAGUCUGGAGUUUUCCUUUUACUGCUGUGUUGUGGCCUGAAAAGCAUGCUUGGGACUUGGACCCUUUCAGAAUAUGUAAGGACUUAAUAACUAACUAAACUUUGAGGUCUUAAGAAAUGAGUGUGGCUUAUCCCUGAGAUAGCAGGCAAUUUCAGAAACUAAGUUCUCCUUUGGAGAUUUGUAAACUGCGUACAUGUAAAUGCAAGGAAGAAUUUUGUUCUCAUAUUUGGCUUUAAGUUCUUUUAGUUCUUCUAGGGUGUACUCAAUUGUAGCAUAAAUGCUCUCUAUUGUUUGUAUUAUAUUUUAUGAUUGUGUAAUUGUGUUUCAAAACAGUACACACAUUCUGAUAUAAUCCUUACUUGUAAUUAGACAAAAGAAAAUAAAAAUUAUCAAAAGGA